AUGCCUCUCAAUUCAAAGGCUAUCUACUCCCGCAUAAAUCCCGACCUUACUCCAUUUUCAAGUCGAAGGAGUACUGUACAUAGUACGAAUGGAAUUGUCACUUCGACCCAGCCCUUGGCUGCCGCAGCGGGCCAGAGGAUCCUAAAGGAAGGAGGAAAUGCUGCCGAUGCCGCUGUAGCUGUGGCCGCCGCAUUGAACAUCACCGAACCUAGCUCCACGGGGAUCGGAGGAGACAUGUUCUGCCUUUUCUACGACGCCAAGACGAAAAAGGUUCACUCUCUCAACGGGUCGGGAAGAUACGCCGCCAAUGUCACGCUAGAGAAAGUCAGAAAGGACUUGAACCUGGGACCGGACGACGUGGCCCAAGUUCCCUUCAGAAGUGCGGUUGCGGUAACCACGCCCGGGGCGGCUGCUGGAUGGGUUGAUACUGUCGAGAAAUUUGGUAGCGGCAAAUUAUCUCUAGAGCAAAUCUUGCUUCCGGCAAUUGAGCUUGGAGAAGAGGGAUUCCCUGUGUCUGAGCUGUCGUCUUAUUUCUGGCACGAACAGGAAGGUCUACUCCGUAAAGCGUCUCCGAACUCGCAUGAGAUGCUCAAACCCGAUUCUAAAGCCAAGGACGGGUUCAGAGCCCCCCUGCCCGGUGAAAUAAAGAAAAACCCUACCCUGGCCCGAACGUUCCGAGCGCUUGCAGCCGAAGGUAAAAAGGGUUUCUAUGAAGGUCGGGUUGCAGAGGAACUUGUCAAGGUCGUUCAAGACCUCGGUGGCUAUUUGACUCUGGACGACCUCAAGUAUCACGCCGAAACGGGAAGCCAGGAGACAGAGGCUAUUUCCCUGAAGUUCACCGGGCAGGGAAUUGUCGAGAAGCAAUCCGGUGGUACGGAUGACGACGACAACCAGGGUGUAGAGAUCUGGGAGCACCCACCAAACGGACAAGGCAUUGUUGCACUCAUGGCACUGGGUAUACUUGAAGAGCUCGAGCGAACGGACAAGAUCCCCAAAUUCACGGAGGCCCAGCACAACUCAGCCGAGUAUCUCCACGCGAUCAUUGAGAGUCUUCGCAUUGCAUUCGCAGACGCCUCGUGGUGGGUAACCGACCCGGACGUCGAAAAAGUCCCAAGCCAAGAGCUCCUCUCACAAGCCUAUCUGGCCGAACGGGCAAAACUGUUCAGCCCCGACAAGGCCUCUGAUAUCCUUGACCACGGCAGCCCGGCUCAUAAUCACUGCGACACUGUUUAUUUCGCGGUGACCGACAAAGAGGGCAACGGUAUCUCGUUCAUCAACAGCAACUAUGCCGGAUUCGGAACCGGCAUCAUCCCCAAGGGCUGUGGAUUCACACUGCAGAACCGAGGCGCCAACUUCUCUCUGAGUCCCAGCCACCCGAAUGUUUUGGCUCCUCGAAAACGACCCUACCACACUAUCAUCCCUGCAAUGAUCACCAACUUUUCCGAUGGCUCUCUCCACUCGGUAUAUGGCGUUAUGGGAGGUUUCAUGCAACCGCAAGGCCACGUUCAGGUUCUGCUCAACAUGCUUGCUUUCAACUACAACCCUCAAGCCGCGAUGGAUUCUCCUCGGAUUUGCAUCGCAGCUGCGCCGCCCGAGCUCCCCCAGGACCGCACAGUCUACGUGGAGGAAGGGAUCAGCGACGAGGCCGUCACAGGUCUACAGCGGCUCGGUCAUAAAGUCAAGGUCCUGAAGGGAUGGGAACGGGGCAUUUUCGGUCGUGGACAAAUCAUCCGCUGUCACUACGAUGACGGCAAGCUGGUAUACAGCGCAGGAAGCGAUCUUCGCGGCGACGGAAUGGCCGUUCCUGUGGUAUAA
This is a messenger RNA of Aspergillus melleus, 1815 nucleotides long. RefSeq names its product gamma-glutamyltransferase family protein. The transcript has 2 exons. NCBI's taxonomy places the organism in Eukaryota, Fungi, Ascomycota, Eurotiomycetes, Eurotiales, Aspergillaceae. Bases 1 to 1815 code for a protein of 604 amino acids. The record is from RefSeq and is a predicted model, not a curated record.